Molecule: messenger RNA, 5428 nt
Organism: Leptopilina heterotoma
Lineage: Eukaryota; Metazoa; Arthropoda; Insecta; Hymenoptera; Figitidae
Exons: 5
Coding region: 1844-5260 (1138 amino acids)
Source: RefSeq, a predicted model, not a curated record
UUGCCUCCAGUGUCUUACACAGGAAGGACCAUACCAUCAGCGCAGCGCACUGACAAGACCUCGACGGCGACGGUGCUGCUGUCGAGCUUGAGUUGGCUCUCACCAAGGAAAUUCGGUCGUCUAGCACAAGCCUUUCUUCAACGUCCGUGCGCUUGUAUAAAAGUAGCAGACGCACACUGGGAGCUUCACUUGCCUCCAGUGUCUUACACGGGAAGGAUUUCUCCAACAGUGCCCAACGCACUGACAAUACCUCGAGAGCGAAGGUGCUCUUGUCGAGCUUGAGUUGGCUGUCAGCAAGGAAAUUUGGUCGUCUCGCACAAGCCUUUCUUCAACGUCCGUGCUACUUGUAUAAAAGUAGCACACGCACACUGGGAGCUUCACUUGCCUCCAGUGUCUUACACGGGAAGGAUCUCUCCAACAGUGCCCAACGCACUGACAAUACCUCGAGAGCGAAGGUGCUCUUGUCGAGCUUGAGUUGGCUGUCAGCAAGGAAAUUCGGUCGUCUCGCACAAGCCUUUCUACAACGUCCGUGCACUAGUAUAAAAGUAGCGCACGCACACUGGGAGCUUCACUUGCCUCCAGUGUCUUACACGAGAAGGACGUUAACAACAGUGCCCGCGCACUGACAAAACCUCCACGGCGAAGGUGCUCUUGUCGAGCUUGAGUUGGCUGUCAGCAAGGAAAUUCGGUCGUCUCGCACAAGCCUUUCUACAACGUCCGUGCACUAGUAUAAAAGUAGCGCACGCACACUGGGAGCUUCACUUGCCUCCAGUGUCUUACACGAGAAGGACGUUAACAACAGUGCCCGCGCACUGACGAAACCUCCACGGCGAAGGUGCUCUUGUCGAGCUUGAGUUGGCGCUCGUCAAGGAAAUUUAGUCGUCUCGCACAAGCCUUUCGUCAACGUCCGUGCUACUUGUAUAAAACGAGCACACGCACACUGAGAGCUAUCACUUUCCUCCAGUGCCUUACACGGGAAGGAUCUGUCUACAAAACCUCCACUGCAACGGUGCUCUCGUCGAGCUUGAUUAAAUAGCUCUACAAGGAAAUUCAUUCGUGUCUUUCUUCAACGUCCGAGCCUUCUUUGCAAAAGAGCCUUUCUAGUCGAAAAUUGUCGAGUUGCUAAUUCUACAAUCGCUUUCAUCCAGUGUCUUACACGGAAAGGAUCUAUCUACAAAACCUCCACUGCAACGGUGCUCUAGUCGAGCUUGAUUUUAAGCUCUACAAAGGAAUUCAUUCUUUUGCCUUCUUUGCAAAAGAGCCUUUCUAGUCGAAAAUUGUCGAGUUGCUAAUUCUACAAUCGCUUUCCUCCAGUGUCUUACACAGGAAGGAUCUAUCUACGAAACCUCCACUGCAACGGUGCUCUAGUCGAGCUUGAUUAAUAGCUCUACAAAGAAAUUCAUUCGUGUCUUUCUUCAACGUCCGAGCCUUCUUUGCAAAAGAGCCUUUCUAGUCGAAAAUUGUCGAGUUGCUAAUUCUACAAUCGCUUUCCUUCAGUGUCUUACACAGGAAGGAUCAAUCUACGAAACCUCCACUGCAACGGUGCUCUCGUCGAGCUUGAUUAAAUAGCUCUACAAGGAAAUUCAUUCGUGUCUUUCUUCAACGUCCGAGCCUUCUUUGCAAAAGAGCCUUUCUAGUUGAAAAUUGUCGACUUGCUGAUUCUACAAUCACAUUGCUCCAGUGUCUUACACGGGAAGGAUCGAACCAUCACUGCAGCGCACUGUCGAAACCUCCACUGCAAACGAUUCACCGAGGAAGAAGAGUAUUUUAAGAAAAUCACCUGGACACUACGUUCUACGGAUUGCGAAUAUUUACGGAUUUAAGUUAAAUAUUCAUUUUUAAAAUGGAAAAGAAAAAUGAUAAUGUAAAUAGUGAUAGAUCUCCCCCAUCUCGACAUGAAAAUGAAAUUCGUCGCGUAGAAGAAUUGAAUAAUUUUCAUCGACGUGCGGUAUCACGUCCUUUUAUACAAGUAUUACCGUCUAGUAACCCGUUACCGCAGUUCAAUUUAUCGUCUAACCGACCAGUAGAAUUGGAAAAUCGUCCCCCUCAACAGACAAGUCCAAGAAUUCAAAGAACAGUGUCUAGUCCUUUUAUCCCUGUAUUACCUUUUGAAAGUAAUGAAGGUAGAGUGCGUCGUCCAUUAUUUGACCCAACAUCCAUGGAAGAAGCUUUUUCGUCUACUAGCGGAAUUACUGAAGAAGAAGUGUCGCUCGAUGAAAUUCCAUCCAACGUUCAAAUAGAAAAGUUCCAAUUUUUCGAUGAGAACACACGAAUGUCUGUAGGAAGUGGAGUAGAUUAUUGCAAGUCGAAGGAACAUGAUUUUGAUGAUGAUACAACGUUAUCAUGGCAGCGUAAUUUGGGACUGAUGAACAUCGUGUCAUCAUCAUCAUUCAAGGACAGCAGUACACCGAUGGAUAUUGAUAAUGAAGAGGAAGAAACAACAUCUAGUCCUACGCCGAAAAAAAGAUACAAGCUGAAUUUAAAAGAAGAGAAACUAGUUGAAGAUGUUUUCAGCCAACAGUCAACAUCAAAGGAACAGAAAUUAGGAAGAAAAACUCCUCUUAAGAAGAAAAAAUCAUUAUCUCCGAUACCCAGCACGAGUCGUCAAGCUGAUGAAAACGACUAUUUGCAAAGUCUCAAUUUACAGGAAGAGAAAGAUUCGACAUUCAAAAUCCCCGAGCCAUUAGCGACACCAUCAAAUAUGAAGAAAACAACAAAAUCUACAUCCAGGAAAGAAAAACAACAACAAACUAAAUUUACCAUAAAGACUGGAUUCGAAUCUUUCUGCCCAAAUGAACAAAUUCGUACAAUUGUGAAUGAUCAAGUACAAAUGUUAUCACGUAUGUUCAUCUUGAUAUCUCUAUUUGUCAAUUUUGCCCUUAGACAUCCUACAAAUACUUUUCUUCUUGACGAAUGGUCUAAGAAUGGCCCCGAUUACUUAACAAUUACAUAUUUAUUCAAAGAGAAGGAACCUGUUAAAUCAACAAAGAAUGCAUUUCUUAAGAAGUUGCGAGAAGAAUUUGUUCCUGAAUUUUCAGAAUAUAUGGGGCGACCAUUCGAAAAAUUUGAUUGCACUAACUUAACUUCCCAAGUGCAACAAAUGGCUGCACAAAUGAAUACUAAUUUCACUACAAAUCUCACUACUCACUGUAGAAAUCGACUCGCCAAAUUUUUUAAAAAUGAACUGCUUAAAAAAUCACCCAGCUACAAGGAGAGAAAAUCCAGAGUCAUUGACGAAAAAUCCAUUGAAGAGAGGGACAUGAAGCGAAAAGAAGAAAAAAGGAAACGUGCAAGAAAAAAUAAGAAGAAACGAAUUAAAUGGGACAAGAAGAAGAGGAUGAAAAGAAAAUCUGGAAGACAGAAGAGAAUUGAAAAACACAAUAAAUGUAGAAAUUUGUAUCCAAAUAAUAAAAAAAUGAGGGACAAAUUAAUAAACAUUCAAUCGAAAACGGAACAGAAAUCACGUAAUGUUGAUCUGAGGAAAAUUGUCUAUGACGCAAGAAAAACUAUUGGAAGGAAUCGAGGCAAGAAGAAAUCUUCCAAGAAGCCGAGAAUUCAACCACCAAAGAAACCACCAAAGACAACACCCAAAAACAAACCGUGCAGGAAUCUACCGAAGGAAAAAACACCUGAAAAUGAAACAAGCGAUACAACAUCUGCAACAAUCGAAAAAGACAUAGCGGAGGAGGAAGAGGAAAAAGAAAAAGAAGGUUACACAAUUAAAACCUUAAUUGACAAUCUUCUUUUAAAUAAAUGCGAAAGUGAAAAAUUAAAUCAAAUGAAUUUGGAGAAAUUGAACUUUGGAGACAUGACAAGUAAGGAUGAGUGUCACAAAUUUCUCCCUUUUUAUAUUCGCUUACAAAAAUAUUUUAUCGAUGAAAAAAUUAAAGGCUUCAUGCUUGUGCCUAUUAUGAAACCUGGUUUAAAGUACAUCUGCUACACAAAUACUGCACUGAGUGAUUUAGAAAUUGUUUUCAAGAAGAAGCAAAAUAAAACUGGAGAAAAAAAACCAACAAAGAAAAUGACGAGAGCCGAAAUUUCGAAACAAGAGGCAGAACACAAGAAACUCAUCUCACCGGUAAAAGAAAAGCAUAAGAAAUUGUCGAGUGAUAAGAAAAUUUUGACGAGAGAUAUAAAGUUAAUAAAAAGUGAAAAAAAUCCCCACAAUAAAAAAAGAUUGGCCGAAUUGGAAUUAAAAUUAAAAGUUUUAAAUGAAGAUUUAUCCAUCAUCAACAGUGAAUUAAAAAAAAUUACCGAAGUUCACAAAAAAGUCGUGACUGAGAGGAAUCAAGAUAAAUAUCUGGAAAAUGAACGAAGAUGGGAAAAACUUUUCAAUUUCUCGAAAUUACGCGUUAAUAAAACGAAGUAUAAAUUUUCAGGGACAAUUAUGACGGACGGAAUUGCCGUUUCCGUAAUUUAUAAUGUUAUCAAGCCAAAGAAAAUAAUUGAUUUCUUGCCUACCGAACAAGGAGAUGUGCGCGAUAAGACUAAAUAUAAAAUUUUAAAAGGACUAGACCCAGGAUUAAAGCUUGCUUUCGGUGGGGUUGAAAGGGAAAUGCAACAAGACUUUGAUAUUAAUUCUAAAGACAAACCGAUUAAAAUCCCCACGGCAACAUUUCGUUUCGAAACUCAGGAAUGUAAACGGCGAUCGAUUCUAUAUAAAGUAGGAAAUGAUCCGAUAACGUAUUACGAAAAUUUAUUAGAUACUCCCGAAUUUAAAGACAAAGUAAAUCAUCGCGAUCCAUCACUUAUUAUUCCGAGUACUAAAUUUUUAUUAAGAACAUUCUACGAUCAACAACCGAACAUGGAGAAUAAGAAAAUUGCUCGUCUCAGGUGGGAUAAGUACAUGCUUGUUCAACGAGAAACGGAUUAUCUUGCCGAUUAUCUGGUAGGAAAUAGAGAAGAAAAACAACUCAUAGCAAUAGGCAGUCCAAAAAUCUCCCCGUGGAUGCGUGGUCAUGUACGCAUGCCAUUAAAAAAAGUGGUACGAAGAUUAGCCGAAGAGCAAGAUAAAUAUAAAAAUUUACGUCUUGUUUUUGUCGACGAAUUUAAUACCACUAAAAUGUGCAGUACAUGUAAUCAGAAGAUGAAAAUAAUGAAAAAUAGAACUGCCUAUUGCUCCAGUUGCAGAAUAGCAUGGAAUAGAGAUGUGAACGCUGGAAGAAACAUUUUAAAUUUAGCUCUAGUUCGACUCGGUAUAAUUCAAAAAGAACAGCUUCCCGAUUCGACCAAAUUCCGCGCAAUCGCGAAAAUAGAGUAAUUAAUCUUCCGCAUUAACUUGAAAAAUGGGGUAGAUCUAUCUACUAUACAAUAAUUGGUUUUCUCCACUUGAUGGAAGACCAUGCCUUUGCACAAAGGCGUACACCACCAGAAUUAGGCUGUUUCACUACAUCGAGAUAUUUCGAGUUCGAGUAUGACGUCAGAUAGC